GCAGAUGUGAAGUUAUAUUCCUUGGCAAAGCGACUGGAUAACCUUGAGACGGCCAAAUGGGUGUACUUUUGCCAGUUGUGUUCUUGGUUCACGUGGUACUGCUGCACCAGGACCCUCACCAACACCAUGGAAGCAGUUCUCACCAUCUUUGCUCUUUGCUACUAUCCCAUGGAAAGCACCAAAACGGAAAUCAGCCGCUGCUACCUAGCCCUGGUUGCGCUGGCGUGCAUCAUCCGCCCAACGGCUGCCAUUCCCUGGGCUCCACUGCUGCUUUGGCACUUUGGGAAAGAGCCCAACAAGAGGCGCUUCCUCUGGGGUGCUUGCCUUCCAGUGGGACUAAUUGCUUUGGGAGGUUCGUUAGUAGUUGACAGGAUCUUUUUUGGCAAGUGGGUUGUGGUUCCCCUCAACUUUCUGAAAUUCAAUGUUCUGCAUGAGCUGUCCACCUUCUAUGGAUCCCACCCCUGGCACUGGUAUUUCACCCAGGGCUUGCCGGCGAUCCUCGGUCCCCACCUGCCUUUCUUCCUCCACGGCUGCUUCAGUGCCCCGAGGAAGCAUCGCGUGUUCUUGGUCGUUGUGCUUUGGACUGUGGCAGCCUACAGUGUUCUUCGCCACAAAGAAUUCCGAUUUAUCUACUCCAUCCUGCCCGUCUGCAUGCUCUUCUGUGGACAUUCUCUGGCUCAGCUGAAGAGGUGGAGAAGGGCUGCCGUCUCCUUCUUGCUGAGCUCCAACCUGCUCCUUGCCCUCUACACGGGUUUGGUCCAUCAGCGUGGCACUCUGGACGUGAUGGUCUACCUCCGGGAGCUCUGCAACCCUUUGGCCCGAGGGCAGGCAUCAUCCAUUCUCCUGCUGAUGCCCUGUCAUUCAACUCCUUUAUACAGCCAUAUUCACUGCCCACUGCAAGUGAGAUUUCUUCAGUGCCCUCCGGAUUUGAUGGGAAGAAGCAACUAUCUGGAUGAAGCUGACUUAUUUUACUCUCGCCCUCUCCUGUGGCUCCACAAAGAGUUCCCUAAUGCUACACAACUGCCCUCCCACUUGGUCUUCUUCAAUGUACUUGAGCAGGAAAUAUCAUCUUUUCUGAUUUCGAACAAAUAUGUAAAAGCUGCCACAUUCUUUCACACCCAUUUGCCUCAAGGACGAGUUGGAAGCCACAUCUAUGUGUUCAAAAAUUAUUUUGAAGAUUGAUGAAAGGGGUUUAAAGGAUGGGGGGGGGGGAUGGAGCUGACGCAAGAGGAACAGCAGCAGCAGCAGCAGCAGCGACCCCUGACCUGAAGUCUGUGGAGAAGGAGGAGAAGGAGGAGAAGUGUGCAUGGCUCUGGAGAGGUGGAAGGUGCCACCUUCCACAUGUUUUUUUGCAAAGGCGGCCUUAUCCUUCUGCUAAGAUUUCAGAUUUGCUCAGACUGUACGCAGCUAUGCAAACCUCUAUGAAUAGACAGUUUGGAACCAUCUUUUUAUUAUUUUUUUUACAAUGUACAGUUGUGCAAGAAAAUUUAAAAGCAAGAUGAUCAGAAAGAGGACACGCAAGAAAUCCCAUCAUGAUCAGGGUAAUUAAACAGCUAUCAAGAUGUG
Molecule: messenger RNA, 1566 nt
Organism: Thamnophis sirtalis
Lineage: Eukaryota; Metazoa; Chordata; Lepidosauria; Squamata; Natricidae
Source: RefSeq, a predicted model, not a curated record